CGAGUUUGUGGUGCUAGGAAACCGUUUAAAAACAGUGCAAAACCGCAAUUUAAAAGUGUUAUUCGAAUAGAACAAUGGCAAACUUCAGCGGGAACUCCCGUGUCACCGAUCAGAUCAUGGAGUACUACUUGAGGUUUGGACAGAAUCGAGAUUUGGAAAAGUUCCUGCGAUUACGAGCAGCGAAUACGACCCGUUCGUCGAGCGAUGGAAGCAUUCCGACGGCAACGAUGGCAGCGGAGGAGGUGGAUCGGCUUGGAGGGAAAAUUGGUCGGUCGAUGGAGAAUUUGUCCACACUGAAGAAGCAGGAACAGGAGGAGGAACGCGGUAGAAAAUCAGCGGAACUGUUGAGUGCAUCCGGAGGAACUGAGGGAAAACGGGAAGAGAAACAGAAGGUGGAAGUGGAGAAGGAGGUGGUUGUGAAGGAGACGAAGAGCGAGAAAAAAUCGGGACGGAAUUUCAACUUCAAUCUAGAAUCGGUUAUCGAGAUUAAACUCCCUGCGGUGACGGCGGUCCAGCAGCAGCCGAUUGUGUUUUCACCACCGCAGCAGGGCAUAUUGGCACAAGGUCCGAUUAUUCACGAAAUUAGCACAGCUGGCACGCAAACGAUGCCCGAAGCUAGGUCAGUGGAACAGCAGACGGAGGAACCGAUUCGACCCAUUUUGAAACUGACGAAGGCUACUUUGAAUCCGGAAGACACUAUCGAUACCACGCGGGAUGUUUCUCCGGUGAGUAGCGUGGCAUCCAACAGGCAGAAGCUGGAAUGGGAUUCACUUGGAGAUAUUGGAUACAAUUCUAGUGAUAAGUUCUACUUUUGUGGCGCUGCUGAUUUGAAUGAAACCGAGAUGCGUUGCCUGCAAAAGUACUUCACCAAGAAAGGAUUGAGUUUCGACGAGAAGGUUGUGGUUGUGAAGAACGUUCACACUCCGAAGAAGGACAAGAAGCAACCGGAGGAUUCCGUGGAAAAGAGCAAGGUAAACAUCAAACAUAAAUGGCAAGACGUUUACCAAAAGUACAAGGAGAAGUAUCCCAAUCCUUCGGAGAUAUCUUUAGAUUUAAUGAACCCGGAUGCUCAGAGUACUCCAAAAGUCGUUUCCCUUCAAAACAUCCCGCAGAAAUCGAUUAAAUCGACACAAACCAGCUUGGUAAAAAUCAUGACAAAGGGGAUCCAGGCCGAGCAAGUUGUUGACACCUCGGACAAGCAAAUUGGAACGGAAACGCUUUCCUCUACUACGAACAAAACGACUUCCGUCUGCGAACAGGGUGAAGUAGCGGAAAGUUUUGAAUUCUUUUCCUCGCCUCCGAGUGAGCAUGUUGAGGGUGAGGAGUCAAGUCGCAAAGAGGCCGGAGUUGUUCCAUCAUCUACAGGAAAUAGUUUGAAAAGUUCCUCGGAUAAUUCAUCAUCCCAGCUGCAACAGUUGUCCUCGUCGGGUAGUGGUAGUGGCAGAAGCCGUGGGAAGUACAACUUCGAGGAUGAACUGCGACUGGGCAUAACUCUGUACAAUACGAUUUGCGAGUCGCGAAGUUUGCCUGCUCGGGUUAAGCAAAGUUUGAUCGAUAAAAUUUUCCGUAAAAUGCAAAAGAACGAUCCGAAGGGAAGGACGAGGGAACAGCUGUUGAGUGAUUGCAUGCUAGUGAAGCAGCAGCGGCAGCAGUUGAGAGCUGGUGGGGAUGAGAAGAGCAGCGAAGCGGACACGGGAAUGAGUGGAUUUGAAAUGAUGGUAGAAAGUGGGAAGAGUUCCUCCGCGGGUAGAAGUAGCCGAGGGGUAGAUGAAGUCAUCGUUGAGAUUGUGGACGGUAGAGAUGGCACGGAGAAAACGGCUUCCAGUUCUGAAGACCCCAUUAUUCAGAAUCUCCAAGAAUCAAGCAUGAAAAGCAACGAUGCUCGUAAUCCUGUCCGACGAUCAGUGACAUCUUCUCAAAGAACGAUUUCUUCCCAUCCGGAUUCCUCCAACCACACAGCCCGACAGAUCUCCCAACCGACUCCGAUCUCAACGGACAAAUCAUCUCCUUCUACCAGUGGUCUGACCAGCGAUGAUCGCAUCCGCCAUGCCAUGAAAGAAUACCUGAAACCGAUUACCCACUCAGAAGUGGAUUACGCUAACCAGCAGGAGCUGAAACGAAGUCUCCAAAGAGCCAAAGAACGCAAGAAAAUGGUGGGUCGUGAUACGGCUAGUGCUCCCUCCACUGGGGACAAAAUAUUCGAACUGUUCCGCAAAGAAAAGCAAUCUCAGCUGCUGAAAAUCGACAAAAAGAUUGAGCAUCUGAAAACGAUGAAACUUUUGCUUUUGGAAGAGCAAAAAACGGUUAACGAGAUCGGAGUUGACACCCGCACAACCUACCCUCUGGAGCAGAAAUCCAGACCUCCACCGACCAAAGCUUCCGAUGAAAAAGAAAACCUCUACGAAAACACCGAACGGCGUCCGAAGAGCGCUGUCAGUGUCCCGGUCUACACAUCCGUCCACGAAGAAACCCCGAGCGCACAGUCCAACAAUGGCACCGAAUUCACUUCCGGCACUCGUUCGGAUUCCGCCUGGAAUUCUCACUACCACAUGAAAAAGAUGAUCCAGAACCGUUCCAAGCUGGAAACACCAACGUCCGACGAGAGCAUUGCUACCUUUAUCAAAACUCGCAAGGACAAAUUCAUUGAAAACUACGAACGCCAUCGAAGGCAAAUGUUCGAAGAGCAGCAUCACAUCUACACUAAGCCAUACAGUGGACGUCAAAGCAAACAGGAUCAGUACUCCCACCCGGACGAUAAAUAUAGCAUUCGAAACAUUUCCAAACCGAAAACGAAUCUUCCCCGCAGCGACGUGUUCAUCUCGUCUGAUUCCAUGUCGAUUCCGGCGGCCAAUACCCUAACCAACACUACCACCCAUCAGUACGACAUCAAAUCGUGCCGUGCCAGUUCGGAGAGUCUCGCACUGAAUGCACGACCGGCUGCCACCCAAACCAACACCGGCUCGAUCAUGAAGACAAAGCCGAUCUUCGAAUCCAAAUCGAAAAUUUCCACCUCCGUACAGGUCCCCAGUCAGGCAGGGGGAUGCAACUGCGCCUGCAACUGUCCCUGUCGUCAUCGGCUUCCAACAUCAACCGAAUCCGUUGUUCAACACACGGGAAUCAUCGACGGCACCCAACCGAAGCAGGACAAGCAACAGCAAACCAAACCGAACUCGAUCGCAUACGUAAUCACGUUUCAAGGUGGCGAUGGUCGCCAGCAACCAACCGAAAAGGAGCAAGUGUACCAUCGGUCGACUAGUUCGGCUUCGAGUUCGAGUGCGACGGAUGCGACCGAUUUACUGCCAUUGAAGGAACAGUUCCGCCGGAACCGACCGGGAACGUUGCUGCGCUUGAAGGAGCGCCAGAAGUGUGUCAACGAGUUGAAUAAAUUGCGAGAGGAGAGAAAUAGGCAGCGGAAGAAGCUUUUGCUGCUGACGUCAGAUGAUUCGCUGAAGCGGUCCGAUGGCAAGGAGCGGUUGCCGCCACCACCGCUGGCCCAAAGACGCAUCUUCUCCUCGAAGGCCAUCCGGGAAAAUACGCGGCGACAGGUACGGAACCUACCGGAGGUCCUUCGAAAGAAGGAAGUCGAAAAGAUCAACAACCUUAAGCGUAAAAAUCUUAUCCUACGCGAUAAGUUCAAUCGGAACUUACAACGGAAGGUACUCCACGGUCAUGUGGAUCUCUCCAACAGUGUGCGCGUAAUGCGGGAAUAGUAGCGACAGAAGGCGACUUCCCAUCCAGUAAGUACAAAUAAAUAAACAUUGUG
Messenger RNA from Ochlerotatus camptorhynchus, 3763 nucleotides. RefSeq names its product centrosome-associated protein Alms1a-like. Bases 75 to 3710 code for a protein of 1211 amino acids. Lineage: Eukaryota; Metazoa; Arthropoda; Insecta; Diptera; Culicidae. The transcript has 5 exons. The record is from RefSeq and is a predicted model, not a curated record.